CUUUUGGAAAAAAGGGGCUCUUCUUACUAGUCUAUUUUGAAAUAGAACUUCAAAAUACUUUCAGAAGUAAUUUUACAGGGGAAAGAAUGGCAGAAUCCGACAAUCUUGAAGCAACAAUGAAACCAUUCUAUCAAAGAGCUUCCGAGGCAGAGGAUCGAUUGGCAAGACUUGAAGCUGCCCUUUCUGAAAAGAAAGAAUCUGGAAAUGAGGAAUUACUUAAGAGAGUUAGUGAACUCCAGUCAGAGCUUGAAAAUGUAAAAGCUGAGCAAGUUGCAGAGAGGCAGAAGGCUACAAAAGAGCUGGAGCAGCUUACUGCUGAAAAUGAAAAGCUCAAAUAUCGCAUUACCCAUCUCAUCCGAGCUGUGAAGGAGGAUGGUAGCAAGUUAUCAUCCAAGUGAGGUUAUUGCAUCCACGGCCAAGCACUUGUCAAAGAAGGAAAGGUAGUUUAAACAAUUCCCGAUCAUGAGAGAAUCGUAUGCAUUCAUCAUGGCUGGUUUCAAUGCAAGAACGUGAUUUAUGUUGGAAUGCCUUUCAUAGUCUGUAUCAGUAUUCCGCAUCUUUUGUGAACAGAAUCAGUAGCUUUUGAAUAAGAGCCGCUUAAGCACAGAAGCUGAAAACACUUCACUUCCCAAGUAGACGUUCACUUCAUUUUUUUAAGGUAGACAUUUAAGUAUGGACAUAUUCACCUCAGUAUUCUGCAUCUUUUUGCUAGUUA
This is a messenger RNA of Olea europaea var. sylvestris, 715 nucleotides long. RefSeq lists its product as uncharacterized. The record is from RefSeq and is a predicted model, not a curated record. Lineage: Eukaryota; Viridiplantae; Streptophyta; Magnoliopsida; Lamiales; Oleaceae. The transcript is spliced from 5 exons. Bases 87 to 398 code for a protein of 103 amino acids.